AUGAAGCCCGAAAAGAGCUCAUCGAAACCUGGGCGUGGCUUGACGGAGAAACACCGGCGGCAGCAAAUGAAAUUUCUUUAUGAUAAACUCGCCGCCGCCCUCUCUCUUGCAAGCUCCGAGGAGAAAAUGCCAGCACUGGACUUGUUGGAUCAAGCCACGGAUUACAUAAAAGAAUUGCAGAAAAACAUUAAGGAGUUGAGGACAAGAAAGGAUAAUCUAGGCCAACCAGUUGCAGUGGACGUGAGUGAACACAACAUGGGUGCACUUUUGGAGGUAAACAUCGUAUGUGGGUCCGAGAACAAGUGUCUGAAGAUGUGUAAAGUCCUUCAAAUUCUCGAAGAAGAAGGUGCUGAAGUUGUGAGUGCAACCACCUCAGCUGUGCUUGACAAGAUCUGCCUUACAAUUCUUUGCAAGGCGUUUUCAUCUAGACUUGGAAUAGAGACUAAACAAGUGCAAGAACGCUUGAGGAAUCUUGUGUCUGGCAGAUAAUGAUAGAAGAAACCAACAUGCAAAACUUUCUCUGUGAUUACGGUAAUUCUAAAAU
Molecule: messenger RNA, 544 nt
Organism: Ipomoea triloba (trilobed morning glory)
Lineage: Eukaryota; Viridiplantae; Streptophyta; Magnoliopsida; Solanales; Convolvulaceae
Product: transcription factor bHLH168-like
Exons: 3
Coding region: 1-489 (162 amino acids)
Biological process (GO): regulation of transcription by RNA polymerase II
Cellular component (GO): RNA polymerase II transcription regulator complex
Molecular function (GO): protein dimerization activity; DNA-binding transcription factor activity, RNA polymerase II-specific; RNA polymerase II transcription regulatory region sequence-specific DNA binding
Source: RefSeq, a predicted model, not a curated record